Messenger RNA from Meloidogyne enterolobii, 198 nucleotides. The record is from the annotation of a GenBank genome assembly. NCBI's taxonomy places the organism in Eukaryota, Metazoa, Nematoda, Chromadorea, Rhabditida, Meloidogynidae.
CUUCUUGGUGGAAUGAACUUUCGAACUAUGCAAAAAUUUCCAAAUGGAAUUGAUAUUAACAAAAUUUCUGCAAUGUUAAAUGAGAAAAAACACCAACUUUUUGAAAAAGCUGCAAAGUCUCAAAGAUAUCCAAAUUUUGGUCAAUAUGAUGUGACAAUAGUAAUAGAUUAUCUGAAUUCUUUAAUCUUUAGCAAGUAA